Messenger RNA from Soboliphyme baturini, 330 nucleotides. Lineage: Eukaryota; Metazoa; Nematoda; Enoplea; Dioctophymatida; Soboliphymatidae. The record is from the annotation of a GenBank genome assembly.
AUGGGAGUGGAUGACAGUAUAAUCAUAGGGAAUGCCAGGUCGGUGAAACAAAAGGCACAACACAUCCAGAAAGAAUCGUGGUGGUGGAAUGCGGACGUUCAGGCGACCCUUCGGCAGAAGAAAGAGCUGUUCAAGAAAUGGCAACUAUCAAACAGUGCGGAAGACAGAGUAAAAUAUGCUAGAUCGAAGAGGAAGGCAAAGAAAGUCGUCGCUGAAGCAAAUUCUACAGCGUGCAAGAGCAUAUGCGAAAAACUGGCAACAAAAGAAGGGAAAAAGAUAUCUACCGCACAGCAAAAGCCAGAGAAUGAACGAGAGACGCCGGCAUUGUGA